AUGUUGUCUACCAUUCGCCCUCAAGCACCUACCCACAUCGAUAAACUCGCCCACGACACGGAGGACGUCGCCUCGCCGCAAGCAGAGCCUCUGACAGUGGAUGAGCUCGUCCGUCACCGUGCAUCUCUCGGGCCAUCGCAACCAGUCGUUUACUACCCUCGGGCUGGGAUAGAGUACUCUGAAUUCCCACUGCAAAAUCUCGAUGUCUUUGCCUACCGAGUCGCGAAGAUACUGGCAGAGAAGAUCCCACCCCGGAAGUCCUCCUCAGAAUGUCCCGCUGUCGUUGCCUUAUUGGGUCCUUCGAACCUGGACUACCUCGUUCUCCUUCUCGCAGUAACCAAACUCGGCCAUGCUGGGCUGCUUCUUUCCACCAGGAUAUCAGUCGAGGCCCAUGUGUCUUUGAUAGAACGGACCAACGCGCAGCAUAUGUUCGUCCACGGCUCCUUCAGAGAUAUAGCUGCGAAAGUCAGCGAGCGAAUUCCGCUGGUGCAAGUUCACAGUAUCCCAAGUGAAGAGAACUACGAUUACCACAUCCCGGACGAACCCAUCGACACGAACCUUCUUUCCCAUCUGGACCCUGAAGUCGAAACAAAGCAUCUCGCCUGGAUCAUCCACAGUUCGGGCUCAACCGGGCUGCCCAAACCCAUAUUCCAGUCACAGAGAGCGGCAGUCAAGAACUAUGCUGGUAAUAUGAACAUGCGUGGUUUCAUUACCUUACCCUUGUAUCAUAAUCAUGGCAUCUGCUGUCUUUUCCGGACGAUUUAUUCAAACAAGACUCUGCAUUUGUACAACCCUCAGCUUCCGCUCACAAGUCAGUAUCUGGUUGAGAUUAUGCGGUCAUACAAUUUCGAGAUCUUCUACGGAGUCCCGUACGCGCUAAAGCUGCUUGCGGAGUCCGAAGAGGGUAUUGAAGCCCUUGCUAAACUGAAAGCUGUAAUGUUUGGAGGAUCUCCGUGUCCGGAUUCUUUGGGGAACUUGCUGGUUGAGAAUGGGGUUAACCUCAUUGCUCAUUAUGGCUCAACUGAGACAGGCCAGUUGAUGACUUCCAUGCGACCUCCUGGCGAUAAAAGAUGGGACUGGCUCCGACCAUCUGAAACCGUGAAGAAGUAUCUGCGGAUGGAAGAACGCUACCCUGGCAUUUAUGAGUCUGUCGUCCUUGACGGGUGGCCGUCGAAGGUUAUGUCAAACCGACCAGACGGUGCUUACGCUACGAAAGACCUAUUUCUGAAGCAUCCUGAGAUGGAAGCAUAUAAGUACUACUCCCGACUGGAUGACACAAUCACACUAGUCAACGGCGAGAAAGUCAUCCCACUUGACCUGGAAGGACGAGUUCGGCAGCUCAGCGUGGUAGCAGAUGCUCUCGCUUUUGGCAUUGGCAAGUCGAACAUCGGGUUGGCCGUCAUUCGUGCUCCAGAGGCAGCAUCUAUGACAGACGAGCAAGUCAUUGACGCCAUCUGGCCGGCUGUCGAAGACGCGCACCAAACGCUGCCAGCAUACGGCCUGCUGCCUAAGAACAUGGUCCGGGUCCUUCCUGCCGAUGCACCCUAUGCCCGCACCGACAAAGGCACCGUCAUCCGGCAGGCAUUCUACCGCGAUUUUGCCGACCUGAUAGAGGCGUCGUACGAGGCCGGAGAUGAUAUGACGGGCACUAUGCUCUUGUCGGAGGAAGAGCUGAAGGCGUUCCUACACAAGGAGCUCUCUGCUAUCGUUCCGGCCAGAACGACGAAUGGUUUUACUGACGAAGAGGAUUUCUUUUCUCUCGGCAUGGACUCGUUACAGGCUUCUCAAUUGCGGUCAGUGCUGGUCAAGUCACUCGACACCAAGGGAUACAAGUUAGGGCUGAACGUUGUAUUCGAGCACCCGUCUAUUGCCUCUCUAGCGCGGUACCUUUUCUCCCUCACUUCUAAGACGCUGGAAACUAUGGCUUCGAUCGAGGAGCAAAUGGAGGCAUUAAUUUCAAAAUACAGUGAUUUCGAGCAUCAUGUCCCUCGUCCUAAUGAAUUAAGCGGAAGAUACAUUGUCGUUACUGGAGCCACCGGCUCCCUUGGCUGCCACGUCGUCGCCAAACUAUCAACUCUCCCAGACGUACAAAAGAUCUACUGCUUCGUCCGCGCCAACUCCACCCUCGAUGCUUACGGCCGCCUCUUGGGCUCCCUCCGCACCAGACGCGUCUAUGAUACUCUAUCCACCUCCGCAAAGAACAAGUUAAUAGCCCUCCCUUCGAACCUCGCCCUCGCAACUCUAGGCCUCGACACAAUGACCUACAAUACCCUCACCUCCACCAUCACGGACAUAAUCCACUGCGCCUGGUCAGUAAAUUUCACCCUGCACCUCUCCAGCUUCGAAAAGGACAAUAUCGCCGGCAUCCAACACCUUGCAAACCUCUGUCUAAGAGCUCAACGGCCCGCACCAGCAACUCUAAACUUCUGCUCCUCUAUCAGCGCCGUUGUCCGCUCGCCCGAACCCUCCAUACCUGAAUCCUUACCUUUAAGCCUCGCACACGCCCAAGCCAUGGGAUACGCCCAGUCAAAGCUUGUGGCCGAACAUCUCUGCGUCAAAGCAUAUCAGCAAACGGGCCUCUGCACUCGCGUGCUCCGCAUCGGACAGGUCGUUGCCGAUACAGAGAACGGUAUCUGGAAUACCACCGAGGCAAUCCCGCUCAUGAUCCAGUCAGCGACGACAAUCGGCGCCCUGCCUAAACUAGACGAGUUUCAUCGCUGGCUUCCCGUGAAUACUGUAGCCGGCGUUGUUGUCGAUAUCGCCCUCUCAGAGUCCGAUGUAGACGGACCAAAGGACGCGCAAGCCAUUUACAACAUUAUCUCCCCGUACCCCUUCCACUGGACAAACGAACUGCUUCCCUGUCUGCGGGAUGCGGGCCUGGUUUUCGAAGAGCUCGACACCCGCACCUGGCUCAAGAGGCUGCGCGAAUCAAAUCCGGAUCCCCAGGCUAAUCCGCCGAUUAAGCUGGUUGAUUUCUGGACGGGGAAAUAUGAUCACGACUUCCCACCGCGGGUUGUAGGCUGGGAGACGGGGAAGACGAAGGCUGUCUCGAGGACGUUUGGCCAGGCAAAGAAGUUGCAGCGUGAUAUUGUGCAGAAGAUGAUGAGUUACUUUUUUGGUGUUGAUGGGUGGGGGAAGGGGAAGGUGAAGCUGACUUGA
This is a messenger RNA of Aspergillus nidulans FGSC A4, 3159 nucleotides long. Its product is annotated as putative NRPS-like enzyme. NCBI's taxonomy places the organism in Eukaryota, Fungi, Ascomycota, Eurotiomycetes, Eurotiales, Aspergillaceae. The transcript is spliced from 3 exons. The coding region runs from base 1 to 3159 and encodes 1052 amino acids. The record is from RefSeq and is a predicted model, not a curated record. Gene Ontology annotation, molecular function: phosphopantetheine binding.